GACCUUCUGUAUCAGGCCAAAAAAUGACUCAAGACUCUGAGUCUCAAAUGGAAUUGGUCUGCCAUAUUUUGAGGCAGAAAUGCUUCCAUAGAUCAUUGGUUAGGUAAGAAGUCGUAUCAAAGUAUGGAAAACCAAGCGUACAACUUGGGACAUAAAAUUGAAUAUGAAAGGUGUGUUAAGGUCAGUUACGUAAUUUUGAGUCGGAAAACGCCAUGGUUGUUGGGUCCUUUCUCCCACCUCCACCUUCUCUAUAACUGCAAUUUACAAACAUAACACCCAGAAACCCACCGACAAAACCAGAACCUCCAUUGUUUGAGCACUUGGAGGAGCCACUUGGGUGUUCCUUUUUUUUAAGGAACGUGGAUUUCUGGAUCUGAAUUUUGGGUCAAACGAGUGCGUUGACUUCAUUGACUUGGGAUUGGUAAAUGAUUUAGCUUGAUUGGUCGGAUUUGAGAGAAGAAUGUCUUGGAAGAGCAGAGAAGGAGAGGCAUCGAAGAGUGCUUUUGUGUCUCGGAAAUGGACCCUUUUGUUUUGCAUUGGUUGCUUUUGUGCUGGGAUGCUCUUCUCUGAUAGAAUGUGGUUAGUGCCUGAAAUUGAAGACAUAUCGAGUACAACAAGGGUUGACGAUGAAACACCGAAGUUAGGUUCUGGUUGUGAUCCAACAAUCGAUGUAGAAAAUGAACCAAAGGACGUUUACGGGGAAGUUUCAAAGACUCAUCGUGCUAUACACAUGCUGGAUAAAAAAAUUUCAAAUUUGGAGAUGGAAUUAGCUGCUGCAAGGGCUGCGCAGGAAUCUAUUCUAAGUGGUUCACCAGUUGCAGAAAAUUUAAAAAUUCCUGAGACAAGAAAGAAAAGAAAAUAUUUGAUGGUUGUAGGAAUAAAUACUGCUUUUAGCAGUCGAAAGCGCAGGGAUUCAGUCCGUGCUACUUGGAUGCCUCAAGCCGAUAAAAGAAAGAAGCUUGAGGAAGAAAAGGGCAUUGUAGUUCGCUUUGUAAUAGGUCACAGUGCUACAUCAGGUGGUAUCCUUGAUAGAGCUAUUGAAGCAGAGGAGAAUAGGCAUGGUGACAUUAUGCGGCUGGAUCAUGUUGAGGGCUACCUUGAAUUGUCAGCGAAGACAAAAAUAUUUUUUGCCACUGCUGUUGCUUCAUGGGAUGCAGAUUUCUAUGUUAAAGUUGACGAUGAUGUACACGUAAAUAUAGGAACACUUGGAGCAACUUUAGCUAGGCAUCGACCAAAGCCGAGGGUGUAUAUUGGUUGCAUGAAAUCUGGUCCCGUCCUUGCUCAAAAGGGAGUAAGGUAUCAUGAGCCCGAGUAUUGGAAAUUUGGCGAGGAAGGGAACAAGUAUUUCCGUCAUGCCACAGGCCAGCUCUAUGCUAUCUCAAAAGACUUGGCUACUUACAUAUCAAUCAACCAGCAUGUGCUACACAAGUAUGUGAAUGAGGAUGUUUCUUUGGGAUCGUGGUUCAUUGGAUUGGAUGUGGAGCAGGUUGAUGACCGGAGAUUAUGUUGUGGAACACCACCUGCACGCCGGGAACCGGCAUAGUUUGGUGGUCGUGACGUAAACUGGGUUACAUGCUAUUAGGCGUAGCUGUGUAUGCCCCCAUGGGGAGUUAUCAGUCAUUUUAUUGUUCAUUGAAAUGUCAGAUUAACUUUAACUUCCAGAGCAUUUAGAAUUGUUUCAUGGUUUGAUUACUGCCCCUUAAUUGCUACACUUAAUGUUUAGCUGAUACCAGUUGCAAUACACACCUGAUCAUGGUGACGAGUAGCUCAUCUAAGAUAUCAUGAGAUCUUUGUUUGGAUCCUGCGAUUGUUUGAGCAUUUCUUACCAUGAGAGUUCACUUACAUUUAUGAUGUAUAUUCUCAUAUGACUUACGUCUAAGACUUCAAGGUCGGGGUUGAUGAUGCGCGAAAUAACGUGGGUGAGAGAUGCCUGUUUUAAUUCCUGUGGUGCUAUUUCAAUGUUACUAGUGUGGUUCAGUGUGUUUUGUGUGGGUUUACGCAUUCAUGCGUGAUAACUUUUCAUGUCCAGAAUUGCAAAGAAAACACAAUUGGAAGAAAGGUUAUGAUAGUUCAAGCCAGGAAUAAAUAUUAUCAUGACAUAGCGCAUAGUUACAAGUUUAAUGCUGUUAAUUGUUACCACAGAUUGUGAGUGGAAGGCUCAGGCAGGCAACGUCUGUGUUGCUUCAUUCGAUUGGAGUUGCAGUGGGAUUUGCAAGUCUUCGGAGAGGAUCAAGGAGGUCCACAGGCGCUGUGGAGAAGGUGAGAAUGCUUUGUGGAAUGCAGCUUUCUAAUUGACAAAAAGUUCUUCCAAACUCGGGAGGAACAUGUAAAUGGCGUGAGCUUGUAUCAUAAAAAUCCACACAGAGAAAUUUUUUUUCAACACAA
Molecule: messenger RNA, 2385 nt
Organism: Pyrus x bretschneideri (Chinese white pear)
Lineage: Eukaryota; Viridiplantae; Streptophyta; Magnoliopsida; Rosales; Rosaceae
Product: probable beta-1,3-galactosyltransferase 2
Exons: 11
Coding region: 461-1543 (360 amino acids)
Cellular component (GO): Golgi membrane
Molecular function (GO): hexosyltransferase activity
Source: RefSeq, a predicted model, not a curated record